GUAAAAAAAACUUAGUUUCCGACCGCGUGCCAUAUAACAGGCAGCGAGCAUCCAAAUUUUAAGAAUCUUACACAUUCACCAAUCAUUGAUUCAUUUGAUCAAGUGACUUGCAUACGGUCGGUCACGUGUUCUUCAUAUUUUAUUCUCCAUUCGUGUUGAAAAAAACUUGGCGUAUUUUUUUGCCAGAAAAAAAACUGUUCCAUCAUCAUAAUUAUGUAUCCACAGCCACAACAUUAUGGACAUCAUCAUCAAACACAAGUCCAUUCAUUGACUAUGAUGAUGGCGAAUCCGGUUGUUACUGCUCAGCAUUAUAAUAAUUCGGCGAUACCACCCUCAACAACAAGCUCAUCUUUCAGCGGUAAUUUUUCGAUGAUGAACGAUUCCGAUCAGCCAACAUAUACAACAUUAGUUCCACCACCACCACUAGCAUCAUCGGGAAUUAAACAUCAUGGAAUAAAUAGUUGUGGUGGUGGUGGCGAUGAUUCGAUGGCUACAACAUCAACGGAUGAAGAAUUGGAAACAAUAAGCCAUAGUAGCAGCCAUAAGAGUAUACAAAUGGGCGAUACGAAUAGCCUUGACAGUAGCUGUCAUUUGAUGAGCCGAAAAAAACGACGAGGGAUGAUUGAAAAACGUCGAAGAGAUCGUAUCAACAAUUCUUUGCAUGAAUUGAAACGUCUGGUACCUGCUGCAUUCGAAAAACAAGGCUCAGCCAAAUUGGAAAAAGCCGAAAUUCUUCAGAUGACUGUUGAUCAUUUACGUAUGCUACAUUCAAAAGGAUUCGAUGCAUUCUCAUUUGAUCCGCAUAAAUUUGCUACCGAUUAUCAUAUCAUUGGAUUUCGAGAAUGUGCAGCCGAAGUUGCAAGAUAUCUGGUUUUGCAUGAAGGGUUGGAUUUUCAGGAUCCACUUAGAUUGCGUUUGAUUAGUCAUCUUCAAUGUUAUUCAGCACAACGUGAAAUAAGCCUGAAAUCUAGCACAGAAUGGAAUCCGAGUUUGUUCACAACGCCCAUGAAUCAUACGGCACAACCGUCUUCAACAGCAACUUCAACAUCAACUAGCUCGACAAUGGCAUCAUCAACAAAUUCAGCUCCGAUCACAAAUAGUAACAGUACAUUACAUUCAUCAUCAUCCACCACAACAACUUCUCAGGCACCUAAUUCCGGUUGUAGCGAUUCUAAUAAUAACAUGCAAACUGCCAUGUCAUCUUCAUAUCAACAAUCAUCUAGCGGAAAAUCCGAUUCGAAUCCAUCCAACACACAGCAUUCAUCAUAUAAUACUGGUUAUUAUGGACAAUAUGAUACUACCGGGAAAUUGGAUCAUAUAAACGGUAUUAGUUCAAUGUCUUGUAACAAUACGGGAAUCAAAUCACCAAUGUCACCUGCAUUCACGACAUUGAACUAUGCAGGUGCUUCUUCAGCUGCCGUCGCCAUUCCUAAUUCUCCAUCAACAACAACCAAUUCAUAUUCAUAUUCAUAUCCGACUUCUGCUGUCGGUGGUUCAUAUUUUGCACCGAAUGCUACUGCCGGUUACAUGCCAGUAACAAUGAUGCCUGGUCCAACAUCUAUGGCUAUCUCUUCGAAUAAUAAUCAAGCUGGUAUUCCAGGUCAAACUGGACAAUCAAAUGGACAAGGCAAUGUGAAUUCUGUUAAACAUUAUCGUCCAUGGGGUACCGAAUUGGCUUAUUGAUAUCAUAUUAAGCUUAAUGCUCAUUAAUUAUAUCUAGUCAUUUUAUUCUUUCAUUUUGA
This is a messenger RNA of Dermatophagoides pteronyssinus (European house dust mite), 1742 nucleotides long. It is a transcript of the gene Hey, whose product is annotated as Hairy/E(spl)-related with YRPW motif. NCBI's taxonomy places the organism in Eukaryota, Metazoa, Arthropoda, Arachnida, Sarcoptiformes, Pyroglyphidae. The record is from RefSeq and is a predicted model, not a curated record. Gene Ontology annotation, molecular function: DNA binding; protein dimerization activity. Gene Ontology annotation, biological process: regulation of DNA-templated transcription.